UCGCUCAUCUAGCAUCACAAUCGCGUGCGGCUAUUUACAGCCUUAUAGCACCACGCUGCGCAACCUAAAGUUCCCUUCGAAAGAGAAAAAAACGCGAAAGGUCUAACAUGGCACCAAAGGCAGCUAGCGGUAAUCGAAGUGGCUCCGAAGCGCCGCUCGCAGCAUCUGUUGGCCUGGGUUCAAGCAGCACAGUAGCAGCUGGGGGUGCAAUGUCAGCAUCGGGCCUUGGAACAGGGGCUUUUGCAAUUGGGGGAACAAGCAGCGGCCUUAUAAGCAUCCCGCCCAGUAUCUAUCCGAAGGACAGCAUCAAGGACGUCGCGGAGCAACUCGGCCUGACUAGUCUCCGAGACAACGUUGCGGCAGCGCUAGCCAGCGAUGUAGAGUACCGGAUACGAGAAGUGCUUCAAGAUGCAAGCAAGUACAUGCGACACGCGAAAAGAUCGCAGUUAAGGACAAGUGAUAUUGAUGCUGCGUUACGAGCAAAGAAUAUAGAGCCUCUGUAUGGCUACUUCCCUUCGUCCAGUGGGCGUUCAUCUCACCCAUCUACAGCCGCUUCGCUCGCUGGUCCAUCCUUCAGAAAAGUGCAGACGCCAAGCGGGCCGAUCUACUACAUCGAGGACGAAGAAAUCGAUUUUGAAAAGGUCCUCUCCACAGGACCAACGCUGACAUUGGGCAAGGGGGUAGGGUGGUCGGCGCAUUGGCUGGCGGUUGAAGGCAUUCAACCAGCUGUCCCACAAAAUCCGAGCCCGGUCGAACUUGGGCAGGCCAGCGACCCGCCUUCCGCUGCAGCGGCAACGGCUGCUUUGAACGGUGACUCUGCGUCUCUUGUCGUUCCGCUGGCUGCAAAAGCCAAUUCUGCUAGGGUGGUACCCAUGACUCCAAUAACACCAGGUGCAGGAGCCUCAACAGCAGGACAGAAUGUGAUAGUCAAACCUCUGAUCAAGCAUGUCCUUUCGCGCGAGCUUCAGCUCUAUUACGAGCGUCUUACGACUGCAAUACUUACUCCACCAUCUUCCGCAGACACUGAAAGCGGAGAUACAGAUGCGGAUGAUGAAGCAGACGCGGAUGCGGAUGCCUAUGGAGAGGCCGAACCUUCAGCAAUCGACAACGAUCGGGACACGUCGAUGGCAUCGGCCGCCAAUCAACAAGAAAUGCGACCUUCCAGGACCCGCAAGGCGUCCGCCAAUGGAAUUACAGUGCCUUCCAAGACAUUGGCUGCAUUCACAGCCAAAAGUACCGGUAACACGGUUCGCGACGCUGCACUCGCCAGCUUACGAGGCGACCCGGGUCUACAUCAAAUUGUCCCAUACCUAGUUCAAUGGGUGGGAGAGAGGAUCAGCUUUGGACUUCUCGACGAAAACCUGCUUGGACAAAUGAUGAUGGUCGUUCAUGCUCUGCUGGUCAAUUCUCACAUUCACAUUGAGCCAUAUCUCCACCAAGUCAUGCCAAGCAUCCUCAGUGUUCUUUUGACGGCGUCGUUGGGGCCCAUGCUGAGUGUGCAAGAUCCAUUUCUGGAAACAUGUACCAAAGCCUCAACGCCAGCAAAGCGCUCAGGUUCAAACAGCUACCAGCUACGCGCUCAUGCUGGCGCACUGCUGGCUUUCAUAGUUUCUCAACACUCGGCAAGCUACCCGUCCCUCCGGACUCGCAUCGUCUCCACACUUAUCAAAGCCUUGCUGGCAGGAACAAAGAGGUACAUCGAUCCAGAUAGCGAGGACCAGCCGCCCAGGACAGGCGCAGAAGCUCUGGCGCAAGCCGAAGCGAAGAAGCGCGCGCCAGCAGAAUCAGCAGGGACGAAACUGGGCGCUGUCAUUGGUUUGCGACGGCUAGGCAGCGGCGUUGUUCGCGCCUUUCUUUUGGGCCCGAAAGGUGUGCAGGAACCGGAAAAGGCAAAGAACGCAUUGCGCCUGCUUGGACUGUGGCUGAAUGACCAAGGACACGUUGCGGAACAAUCAGCCGCUUGGAUCCUCAAGGAAAUUCGUGCAGCAGCUCACGGCCUCACAGCGCCACUGCUUCCAGCGGUCGAAUCGAUUGAAGACGAGAAGAGGGACUUCGAGGAAGUGUUUGGAGUCUAUUGGGCUGAGCGGCUAGGAGGAGAUGUCAGAGCGAGGAAAGGACUCUUACUUGCCUUGCACGAUGAGCGUGUUGCGUCCACUGCUGCCCAUGCACAAUAAGUAAUCCACACUGUUGACGAAUGCACCACAAACUCGGCAAUACCUUUUAGUGGCUUGUAGCGAUCUGGUACGUGCAAUUUCCAGAGCAGCCAUAAAUAGCAUAUGGCUCGAUAUGUCUGGCCUUCGUGAAUAUCAUGCUUAUAUUCCGUAUUCGAAG
Molecule: messenger RNA, 2331 nt
Organism: Tilletiaria anomala UBC 951
Lineage: Eukaryota; Fungi; Basidiomycota; Exobasidiomycetes; Georgefischeriales; Tilletiariaceae
Exons: 4
Coding region: 108-2174 (688 amino acids)
Biological process (GO): transcription initiation at RNA polymerase II promoter; RNA polymerase II preinitiation complex assembly
Cellular component (GO): SLIK (SAGA-like) complex; transcription factor TFIID complex; SAGA complex
Molecular function (GO): transcription coactivator activity; protein heterodimerization activity; RNA polymerase II general transcription initiation factor activity
Source: RefSeq, a predicted model, not a curated record